Molecule: messenger RNA, 2380 nt
Organism: Arachis duranensis
Lineage: Eukaryota; Viridiplantae; Streptophyta; Magnoliopsida; Fabales; Fabaceae
Exons: 5
Coding region: 232-2004 (590 amino acids)
Source: RefSeq, a predicted model, not a curated record
UUUUUUCUUUUCCAUUUUGGUAGGAAUUGGAGUGCUCUAGGGUUUCCUGUAUUAGUGAUGGGCGCCAAUCGUUGAACGUCGCCAACAUCACAUUCACAUAUUCAUUCACGUCAAAAGUUUGUUCCUUUUUUGGUUUUCUUCUCUAAUUUCUAUAAUCAUAAUCACUGUUCGUCAACGACAUCCUCCAAAGGAUUAUAUCCAUAGUAUGUUCUCUUCUUUCCCAGAUAUCAGAUGCAUAAACAUAUAAGGAAAGCUGCUCGAUUGUUUCUUCGAGGUCACAGAAGUGGACACCUGGAAGUGGGUAGACAUGGGGUGAUUGUCACAGCUGGACACAACAUCCACCAAUACAGGUCCUACAUGCAAUAUAAGUUUCCUGGUGAAGCACGUCGGUCAUUGUUGUGGUAUGAGACAUAUGGGAGCUUUCAUAAAUGUUAUUCUCUUAGGAAUACUUCAGUAAUCUCAGCAAGAAAUGCGACGACACUUAAUAAUGCUCAAAUUGCCUGGAAAUCACUGUACAGAAAGUAUUGUUCCAGUCGUGACACACUUCCCACCAUAAAUACGAUUGCUCAGGCUGUGAGCCUUGCCUUUUCUCGUUAUUAUUUUCUUGUCCCUGGCAUUUUUGCGCUUACAUGUGGAGAGCUUGCAUUGGCUCGGGGAAAUUGGGUAGAUGCAGAUCGCUACCAAUCACAGAAUGCUCUGUAUGUUCGUGCACAAGAUGGGUACAAUUACAUGUUUGCUUUUACAUACCUUGUAGUUGAAGGAAUUGUCCUAUUACUUAGAGCUCUAUAUCUAGCCAUAUUAUUCUCUCCAAGUAUCGUGAUGGCACCAUUUGCAGACUAUCUUGGACCAAAAUACAGGGAAUUGUGGCUCCAGGUCGUUCAUCGUACGCUAGAAAAGUCAGGUCCAGCAUUCAUAAAAUGGGGUCAGUGGGCAGCUACACGGCCUGAUCUGUUUCCACGAGAUCUAUGCUCUAAGCUUUCAGAACUUCAUUCCAAAGCUCCUGAGCAUAGCUUUAACUACACAAAGAAAACUAUAGAAAAAGCAUUUGGCCGAAAAAUUUCUGAGAUUUUUGAAAACUUUGAAGAAUUGCCUGUCGCAUCUGGAAGCAUUGCCCAAGUGCAUCGUGCUAAAUUAAAAUAUCGUUAUCCUGGUCAACAAGGAAACCUCAUGGAUGUAGCUGUAAAGGUUAGGCAUCCUGGUGUGGGAGAAUCAAUCAGAAGAGAUUUUGCUAUCCUAAAUUUGGCGGCAAAACUUUCAAACUUCAUCCCUGCCCUAAAUUGGCUAAGGUUAGAUGAGAGUGUGCAACAGUUUGCAGUUUACCUGGUGCAUCCUGCUGUAUUGGUAGAAACGUAUGAGAAGGGGGAAAGUGUAUCGCAUUAUGUUGAUGAUCUUCAAGGACAUGAAAGGAUUAAGUCUGCUCUUGCUCACAUUGGGACUCAUGCACUCUUGAAGAUGCUUCUGGUGGACAACUUCAUUCAUGCAGACAUGCAUCCUGGAAAUAUCCUUGUCCGAGUGUCUCAGAGCAAUUCUCGGAAACGGCUCUUCAAAUCAAAGCCUCAUGUAAUUUUCCUUGAUGUAGGCAUGACUGCUGAAUUGUCUGGCAGUGAUCGAGUUAAUUUAGUGGAAUUUUUCAAAGCUGUUGCGCUCCGAGAUGGCCGAACUGCUGCACUAUGUGCACUCAGUUUAUCAAAACAACAGAAUUGCCCAAAUCCAAAUGCUUUUAUUGAGGAAGUAGAAGAGGCAUUUACAUUUUGGGGCACUCCAGAAGGUGAUCUGGUUCAUCCUGCCGAGUGCAUGGAGCAAUUACUUGAGAAAGUUCGGCGUCAUAGAGUUAAUAUUGAUGGCAAUGUAUGUACCGUCAUGGUGACGACUUUGGUUCUUGAGGGUUGGCAGCGAAAGCUUGAUCCUGGAUACAACGUGAUGCAGACGCUGCAGACGUUGCUACUUAGAGCUGAUUGGGCAAAGUCUCUUUCUUACACAAUUGACGGACUCAUGGCUCCUUGAAUAGGCUGUGUUUGUUGAGGUUCAUUUCUUAGGAAACAAUUUUGACAAAGAUAAAAACAUCACCUGUCCUAGGGUGGUGUCUUACUCGCAUCUGCCCAAUUUUUUUGUUCUUUCUUUUUCUUGUUACCUUGUAGGGGGGAACAAGAUUAUCCCCUGUAUUCAUCUUUUGUUAAUUUCCCAUAGUUUUACUGUGAGGAUCACAGCUUGUAAGAAAGUGAGAAAGUGAAAGUAAACAGAUAAUAAAACGGUGAAAUAUUCAUCUCUCCUCCUUUACACUUUGUUGCACGGUUGCACCAUGGCAAGAUGCAGGAACGUGCUUGGGAUCGUAUAGUUUACUAACCGAAUUUAAUGAAAUUUAACGUUGUAUUUUGAACCA